UUCCACUUCACCCUUUUCCGGUCGUCUUCCUCGUCUCGCUCCCCUGCCAGAUCUCCCCUCCCCUUCGCCUCCCAUGCCUCCGCCCCCAUCUCCUCCUCUCUAAGCUCUCGCGUCGCCUCCAAAAUGGAAGCCGCGGCGCCGGCUUCCCACGCCGCCGCGGCGCGCGGCCGCCUCCGGUCGCGCCAGUACGCGGUGUUGGGGCUCACCUUCGCGGCGUACGCCUCGUUCCACGCGUCCCGCAAGCCGCCCAGCAUCGUCAAGGCGGUGCUCUCCGCCGACUGGGCGCCCUUCUCGGGCCCCCGCGGCCCGCACCGCCUCGGCGAGCUGGACGUCGCCUUCCUCUCCGCCUACGCCGCCGCCAUGUUCGCCGCGGGCCACCUCGCCGACCGCGCCGACCUCCGCGGCCUCCUCGCCGCCGCCAUGCUCGCCUCCGGGGCCACGUCGGCGGCGCUCGGCGCGGCAUACUUCCUCGGCGUGCAUAGCCUCGCCUUCUUCCUCGCCGCGCAGGUCGCCAGCGGCGUCGUCCAGUCCGCCGGGUGGCCCUGCGUCGUCGCCGUCGUCGGGAACUGGUUCGGCCACGCGUCCAGCCGCGGGACCAUCAUGGGGGUGUGGAACUCGCACACCUCCGUCGGCAACAUCGCCGGCUCGGUCCUCUCCGCCGCCGUGCUCGAGUUCGGGUGGGGGUGGUCGUUCUUGGUGCCCGCGUUUGUCAUUGCCGCGCUCGGCGUCGUGGUGCUAGUGUUCUUGAUCGCUCACCCAAUGGAUGCCGGGUUGGACAUUGAAGCAAUUGAGGUUGAGAUGAAUGGGGGGAGUGGAGAGGAGGUGGAGCUUCUUGGGGAGGACAAGAAGGAGGAUGAAGAUGUGUUGGAGGUGGAGGCGGUAGCAGAAUUGCCGAGGGCAAUUGGGUUCUUGGAGGCAUGGAGAUUGCCCGGUGUUGCGCCAUUUGCAUUCUGCCUCUUCUUCUCCAAGCUUGUGGCUUAUACCUUCCUUUACUGGUUGCCGUUCUAUAUCCGGCACAAUGCUGUGGCAGGUCAGUUCUUAUCACACAAGGCUUCAGGAAUUUUGUCUGUUGUUUUCGAUAUUGGAGGAGUUUUGGGAGGCAUUUCGGCUGGUUUGCUCUCAGACAAAAUAGGUGCUCGUGCUGUAACAUCAGCUCUGUUCCUUUUUCUUUCAAUCCCCGCGCUUAUCCUUUACCGGACAUAUGGAAGCAUAUCCAUGCACCACAACAUUGGGCUCAUGUUCCUCGCCGGCUACUUUGUGAAUGGCCCAUACUCACUCAUCACCACAGCUGUUGCUACUGAUCUUGGUACUCAGGAUGCAAUCAAGGGAAACUCGAGAGCUUUGGCUACAGUGUCUGCGAUAAUCGAUGGCACGGGUUCUGUUGGGGCGGCUUUGGGACCCUUGUUAACUGGGUAUAUUUCAACAAGAGGAUGGAACAGCGUAUUUUUCAUGCUGAUUGUUUCCAUAUCACUUGCCCUGGUGUUUUUGAUACGGCUGGCAAAAGAUGAGAUUGUUAGCAAGAUCAGUGCGAGGCAUUAGUCUUUGUAUUUUUCUGAUUUUUGAGGACUGUAGAUGGUUAGGAAGAGUUGUAGAUGAUAGAAAUACGCCAUUUCUUUGAGGACUGUCAAUCUUUAAUCCUGGAGACCUGGAUUAUACAUCGUCGGUUAUAUGCUUGGCAAGCAAACAUUUGAUGGAAUCAUUUUUGUACAAAAUUUCCCCAAUAUUUUUUGGGCGGGCCAACAAUUGUCCAAUAUCACGGCACACAAUCAAAAUGUUCUACAGGUUCUUGAUGAA
Messenger RNA from Oryza sativa Japonica Group (Japanese rice), 1794 nucleotides. RefSeq names its product putative glycerol-3-phosphate transporter 5. NCBI's taxonomy places the organism in Eukaryota, Viridiplantae, Streptophyta, Magnoliopsida, Poales, Poaceae. The record is from RefSeq and is a predicted model, not a curated record. Gene Ontology annotation, biological process: phosphate ion homeostasis; transmembrane transport. Gene Ontology annotation, molecular function: transmembrane transporter activity. Gene Ontology annotation, cellular component: membrane.